UCUCUUUGUUGAUACCGCUGCUGUAUUGACUUCUCGUGGAUGCUGAGAGCAUCUACAGUAGCAGCACUGAGGAAUUUCACAGAAUCACCUCGAGCUUUUCCCUUCAUUUCCGGUACUGAAUUUUACAUAAGGAUGGGAAUUUGGGAAUAUACUCUUUACUUCGCCACCACAGCGUGCUUAUGGAGUGUGUCACUACAGGGUGAACAUCAGCGAAGACUCUACAGAGACCUGAUGAAAGAUUAUAAUCCACUGGAGCGACCCGUAUUCAAUGACACGCACUCUCUCACUGUCUAUUUCAGCUUCAGUCUCAUGCAGAUUAUGGACGUGGAUGAGAAGAAUCAAGUUCUUACAACUAACAUUUGGUUACAGCUGUACUGGUAUGAUUAUUAUCUACAGUGGAACACAUCAGAAUAUCCCGGUGUGGCGAGUGUCCGAUUCCCUGACAGCCAGAUUUGGAAACCUGACAUCUUACUGUAUAACAGUGCUGAUGAACGGUUUGAUGCCACUUUUCACACCAAUGUUCUGGUGAAUUCUUCAGGUGCCUGCCAAUACCUGCCGCCAGGUAUUUUCAAAAGCACAUGUCACAUUGAUGUCCGCUGGUUUCCCUUUGAUAGUCAGAGGUGCGAUCUAAAAUUCGGCUCAUGGACGUAUGGUGGGUGGUCUCUGGAUCUGCAGAUGAUUGAAGCUGACAUCACUGGAUACAUCGCUAAUGGAGAGUGGGACCUUGUGGAGGUUCCAGGUCGCAGGAAUGAGAAGUUUUAUGACUGCUGUAAGGAGCCGUAUCCCGAUGUGACGUUUACAGUAGUUAUGCGCAGACGGACGCUGUACUACGGUCUGAAUCUUCUCAUCCCCUGUGUGCUCAUCUCUACUCUCGCCCUGCUGGUCUUUCUGUUGCCUGCUGACUCCGGAGAGAAGAUCUCUCUUGGGAUCACAGUUCUGCUCUCAUUGACGGUUUUUAUGCUUCUGGUAGCAGAGAUAAUGCCAGCAACAUCAGACUCUGUGCCUUUAAUCGCUCAGUAUUUUGCCACCACCAUGGUUAUUGUGGGGCUGUCUGUGAUCGCCACAGUCUGGGUACUGCAGUAUCAUUACCACGAUCCUGAUGGAGGAAAGAUGCCAACAUGGACCCGCGUGGUGCUGUUGAACUGGUGCGCGUGGUUCUUGAGGAUGAAGAGACCCGGUGAGGACAGAGUUCGCUCGGCCUGCCACAAUAAACAGCCACGCGUCAGUCUGUCCAGCGUGGAUCUAAACAUCAGCACCGGAGCGGCACAAUCCACCAACGGAAACCUGCUGUACAUCGGCUUCCGUGGCAUGGACACGAUUCACUACGCCACUUCGCCGGACUCCGGGGUCAUCUGCAGCCGACUCAUGGGCGCAGGUGAGGAGGACGUGUUGCUUCCCGGGACCCAGGCGCCCUCUGUUAGCAGCGGUCCUGGCGAUUCUGAACUGUCCAAAAUCUUGGAUGAGGUUCGGUACAUAGCCAAGCGCUUCAAGGACCAGGACGAGGAAGAGACUUUGUGCAACGAGUGGAAGUUUGCUGCCUCUGUCAUCGAUCGUCUUUGUCUCAUGGCGUUUUCCAUGUUCACCAUCCUCUGUACCAUCGGGAUCUUAAUGUCUGCUCCUAAUUUCGUAGAGGCCAUAUCUAAGGAUUUCUUUACUUGAGGAAUUUUUACACUUUAAAUGUUGUUUUUUUAAUUCUUGAAGCCUCUUAAAGUGACCAUUCACCCAAACCAAAAAUUUUUAUUUUAUUAGAUUGUCAUGAUUUUGGGGUGAACUGUUCCUUUAAGUGUUACUAAAUUCAGUAGCAAAUUGUAACUCUCUAAAACUGUUGUAGAGAGGUCAGAUUAAAUAUGAAGCAGAAGGAUGUAUACUUUUAGGAUGUUUACUGUCCCAGUUUAGUAUGCGAAGUCUAUUCAUUUGUAGUCAUUUGCAUGUUGAUUCGUCCAAAAGAUGGAUGCAGUAUGAAUACAUUUUGGACAUACAUGCAGUGGUUUUUUUUGCCAUGUGACCUUUGACCUAUGAUGUAAUCAGAACAGUCGCAAUCUUAAUUUACAUAUGUGUUAUCGUCUACGUGAAGGUCGGGACAAGACCCACCCAUUUUUAAGACCAAUGAUAUUGGACCCACUCACUUUUUCUCAAAUGUAGCACAUAUGUCUGUUCACUUGUCAAUCAAAUCCAUUCCACUAGAGGAAUUCCCUAAUACAUUAAACUCCAUUCCACGUUUUAGCUACAGCCUUGACUUCCUCCUCUAAUCCAUUCCACUUGGCUCAUUCAGAGUCCGUAUAAAUUAAACUCCAUUUUGUGUUUUCACUACUUUUACAUCCUGAAUUCACGCGACAUGGCAAGGCAAACAAAGCUUUUAGGCUAUUAAAGGUAUAGUGUGUAACUUUAAGAAGGAUCUCUUGACAGAAACGCAAUAUAAUAUACAUAAAGAUAUUAUCAGUUGUAUAUAAAGACCUUAAAUAAUGAACUGUUAUGUUUUUAUUACCUUAGAAUGAGACGUUUUUAUCUACAUACACUGCGGGACCUCUUACAUGGAAGUCGCCAUUUUGUGCCGCCAUUUUACUAUAAGAGCCCUAAAAUAGCAGUUUUGUCACUAGUGUAUUUUGUCUUAGAUGACAACAUGUUUGUCCUGUGAAGGCUACCGUAGCUUCUCUUUGCGUUUUGGUGAACGGUGGACUGAGCGGUUGGUUGCAAUUCACAAUCUCAUUGCUAGAUGCCGCUACAAUCUACACACUGCACCUUUAAAGCAAAUGUUUAAUUAAAAUGCUCCAAAAUACAAGAAAAUGGCAUGUACUCCAGUAAAUGUUUUGGACACAACGGUUUUUUGUUUUUUUGUUUGCUUCCGACGCUCAUGGUUGUCUAUAAUUAAAUCACAAGAGAUACAAUUAUUUUUACCUACAUUGCUUAAAAAGCCGCCCAAUUCAUAGAUUUCAGGUAUUUUUAUUUAUAUGAGUUUUUUUCAAAUUUGGUGUCUGCUCAGCUCGCGUGGCCUUUUGGGAUAGUAAAUUAUCCCUAAUAUGCACACUUAAAAAUCUGUCCGGAAGUAGUAUGUCAUCCGGGUACUUUUCCCCUAAUUCAGACAUCGCCUCUCAUACUGAUUUUUGCCAACUAUAUAUAGGAUGGAAGUAGGUGAUUUAGGAUGCAGCUUCAUUUAUGUACUAGUGACUGCAUGUAGUGUAAUUGUCAUUAUCUACACUGAUUAAUUAAACCACUUUCUAAAU
Molecule: messenger RNA, 3221 nt
Organism: Paramisgurnus dabryanus
Lineage: Eukaryota; Metazoa; Chordata; Actinopteri; Cypriniformes; Cobitidae
Gene: chrna7a
Product: cholinergic receptor, nicotinic, alpha 7a (neuronal)
Biological process (GO): monoatomic ion transmembrane transport
Cellular component (GO): postsynaptic membrane
Molecular function (GO): transmembrane signaling receptor activity; acetylcholine-gated monoatomic cation-selective channel activity
Source: RefSeq, a predicted model, not a curated record